GCACGAGGCGUAUUAGAUCGUGGUCGGCGUUCGUGUUUGAAGCAACAAAGUACGUUGUUGACUUUCGUUUCAGUAAUACGCGCGCGCAAGCAAUAUAAGUCGCGUUCAACUUUAAUUUUCGCACCGACAAGUGACUUAAGUAAGUAGGUACGAUGUUUUUGAUUACAAUUUAAGACUUUGCGACGUUUGUUUCUUGUGAAUUAGUUUAUGUAUUGAUGAGUUCGGUUUUAACGAGUGUAAUAAUGGUGGAUUUAAAAUCGGAAGUGACUCCAACCCCGAAAAAAUCGAAACACGGUAUAUCGAUGACGACCGUGAAAAAUUGGUUGUUACCAAAUUUUGAGAGAAAUAAACCGCCCCCGGAUACUCCAAGACCCAGGAUGCACGAAUCGCUCAUGCGAUCCAUACGGAGAAAAUCCUUACGCGUGAAAAGGACAAAGUCUUUGGUAUUACCGGAGAAACGAAAAUCUGAUUCGUUCGUAAACAGUCAAGAAUGGACACUUUCUCGCUCUGUUCCCGACCUGAGGUUGGGAAUAGUGGGCUCAUUAUCCUCCGGGAAAUCGGCUUUAGUUCACCGUUAUUUGACCGGCUCGUAUAUGCAAGAAGAAUCGCCCGAAGGGGGCAGGUUCAAAAAGGAAAUCCUUGUAGAUAACCAAAGCUAUCUUCUCCUCAUCCGGGAUGAAGGUGGACCACCAGAAUUGCAGUUCACCGCGUGGGUGGAUGCUGUUAUAUUCGUUUUUAGUUUAGAAAACGAGUCCUCUUUCAACGCCAUCUACAACUACUAUACGAAAAUGUCCCACUACAGGAACUCUGCUGAGAUACCGCUGAUACUCGUAGGAACUCAAGACGCAAUAAGCGAGAACAACCCUCGGGUGAUAGACGACGCCCGUGCCAGAAAGCUCGCCACAGACCUGAAGAGAUGCUCAUAUUACGAAACGUGCGCAACCUACGGUCUCAACGUCGAACGGGUUUUUCAAGAUGCGUGUCAAAAAAUCGUUCAACAGAGACUCACACAGUCAGCUGGGUGUCCCACACCGACCAACUCAAGACCAUCAACGCCCAAUAAUCAUUUCGGUACUGUUACGAUACCGAGGCAUCACUUACCGCCCAGUGGCACCAAUGGAUUUGCACCUUCCUCUCAACAUUCCGUCAAUAAUCACGCGUCAUCGCCUAGUCAUAAUCAUAGUAUUUCCCACAAGUCACACACCCUCUCAGCAUCGACGCAACACCUCCACCGACAAUCAACCGACAAACACGAUCCCAUCUUUCGACAUUACGACGAAAAGUGGAGCUCGUCCUCUUCGACACUGGGCAGCCACGAAAAUAACAACGUGGCAAAAUUCACGGCGCCCCAGCAGCCCAUCGAUAAUGUGCAGACGUCCCAAAUAAUCCCAAAGGAUGGAAAAGAUCUGCCUACCCCCAGUUCAACUCCUACAACUACGCGGAAAACACGAAGGAGGUCGAACCUGUUUACGCCCUCGAAGAAAGGUGACGACAAGUUGAAAAACGGGGGUGAUAUUGGAAGUGGCAGGGCCAUACCAAUAAAACAGGGAUACUUGUAUAAAAGAAGCAAUAAACCUUUGAAUAAAGAGUGGAAAAAGAAAUAUGUGACUCUUUGCGACGACGGACGAUUGACCUAUCAUCCAAGUCUUCAUGAUUAUAUGGACGACGUGCAUGGAAAGGAAAUAUCCCUUCAAUACGUUACUGUGAAAGUACCUGGUCAGAAACCGAGAGGUUCUAAGUCAAUAAUCACUGUCGUUGGUACGAACGGCAGUUACAGUAUUAACGAUGGUAUUGGAGGACUAACUCUUACCACAGGAGGUUUUGAAUCUGGAAGAGACGCAUCCUCAAAAUAUGCUCAAGCCAGCGGCGAUGAAGGAAUGGUCUUAUCUAGCAGCAAUUCCUUCCUCAACGCCGAAAACUUGAAAACCGAAACGCCGAAUGUAAAAAAGAGGCACAGAAGAAUGAAAAGUAGUGGUAUGAAAAAUUCUGAAGUUGACGACUCAGAUGGUUAUGAAUUUUACAUUGUUUCAUUGGAUAAUAAACAGUGGCAUUUCGAAGCUUUAAGUUCAGAUGAAAGGGACGACUGGGUAGCUGCUAUUGAACAACAAAUUUUAAAUUCCCUGCAACUGAACGAAUCUUCGAAGGCGAAGAAACAGAACAACCCAAUGGAAGCUGCAACAAUUCAGUCAAUAAGGAGCAGGGUACCAGGAAACGACUUCUGCGUUGAUUGUGGAGCACCAAAUCCGGAUUGGGCUAGCUUAAAUUUAGGAGUACUUAUGUGUAUAGAAUGUUCUGGAAUUCACAGGAAUCUCGGGUCACAUAUUUCUAGGGUUCGAUCGUUAGAUCUGGACGAAUGGCCUGCUGGUCACCUGAGCGUGAUGUUGGCUAUCGGUAACACAUUGGCAAAUUCCGUGUGGGAAUGUCGGACGCAAGGACGCACGAAACCGACGCCAACAUCCAGCAGGGAAGAGAAGGAAGUGUGGAUAAGGGCCAAGUACGAAAACAAGGAAUUUCUGCCUGCAAUUAGCAAUACGAUGCCGCUAGGUCAGCAAUUGGUAGACGCAGUUUGCGCUUCGAAUAUGAAAUCCAUCGUCCUCGUACUGGCACAAGCCAGUACCAGUGACGUCGUCAACGCCACUGUGGCACCCAGGGACUCACGGACGCCCCUCCACCUCGCAUGUGCGAUGGGAAAUUUGGCUGUGGUACAACUGCUUAUAUGGAAUAACGCAAAUGUAAAAGCUGUCGAUCAAGAUGGUCGUACAUGUUUGGCUUACGCCAACGCUGCAGCAAGUGUUGCAGUGGCCAAAUCGCAAACCGGAAAUGGCGUGAACGCCGACAUUUCGACGUCCACGAUAAGAGGCCUUAUUGAGCUUCUACUCAGUAACGGCUGUCCGGAAGUAUCUCAUGUACCUGGAAGCGGUACGUUGCCUCGCAGACGAGGAUCACAUGCGCCAGCGCCCUUCGAAAAACUACCAUCCAGCGUUAUCUGAGACGGGAAGCUCUUCAUAGGUAAAUAACUAAUUUAAUACUAAACAGUCUGAGGAACGGUAUGUCUUCUUUUUCAUCAUUGCUAUCGGUUUAUUACAAAAGUUGGAAUUGAGGAAAAAAAGUUUUUCGAAUAUGAUAAAGAAAAUUGUUAGUAAAUUUUCUCAUUUUUGUUAAUCCGUCUUAAAAAAAAUCUCAUUAUUUCUUUAGGUUGGUUUCUAAGAAAUUAACUUCUUUUUACCUCAAAAGUAACUUAAAAAAAUUGCUUUCAAUCCUAAAACUGCAAAAAUUAAAUACUAAUCUAAUAUUUUUUUAUCUAUUUGAUACUCAUACUGAUAUCAGUAACAGUAAUAGAAAGUUGUCUGAGCGGAAUAUGGUUUUAAACAAUCGCCCUCGUCCUCUGAAGUACCGAUUGUAAAUAAAUAAUAUAAUUUCCGUGCAAUAGCAAAUAUUUCGUUAAAAUGUUUAUAUUAUAUUAUAACCGUUGGUAGUGAAUUCUCUUUAAGUACAAAUGAAAAUUAAAUAUUUAGUUCUUUCGUUUAAGCUACUUACGUAGUUGUACAAAUUUAUAUUGUUAUUUAUUGAACAACUUCUUGCAAAUAAAUUAAAUAAUGUAAUACAUAUACGUAAAAUGUAAACCUAUGACGCUGUGCACUUAAUAAAGAGUAGUCUAUAAGUAGCAUAGAUGAAUGUGUUGCACUUCAUAAUGUAUCGUAUUUGUUAUCGGUACCAUUUAUGUUUUUUUUUUCAAAAAGUAAGUGUGAUGCUAUAAAGCUUUGAAUUUUAAUUUUGAAAGAGGCGAGUUAUU
Agrilus planipennis (emerald ash borer) is the source of this 3793-nucleotide messenger RNA. Its product is annotated as centaurin-gamma-1A. Bases 216 to 2990 code for a protein of 924 amino acids. Gene Ontology annotation, molecular function: protein binding; GTPase activator activity; GTP binding. The transcript is spliced from 12 exons. Gene Ontology annotation, cellular component: nucleus. The record is from RefSeq and is a predicted model, not a curated record. NCBI's taxonomy places the organism in Eukaryota, Metazoa, Arthropoda, Insecta, Coleoptera, Buprestidae.